GCUUUGUUUUGUCUCCAAGCUGUAACACAUACUUGGACACUGUAAAACCUGAUAGAGAAAUAGAAAAAAAUUCAGAACCCAACUCACAUUUCAAAUUUGAAUACCGUUUUAACCCUUCUUUUGAUCUUGUUAAUAGCUAGUGAGCCCGCGUCUCUCUCGCUCUCUUUGACCACCUCGGUCAUCACACCCUUGACCAUCUGAAUCUCUAACUAAAAAUCCUUCCUUUGACACAUUUCAUCAAACUCUUUCACAACAACACUCUCACAAGCAUGAAUAAGCCUCACCAUAGCCCUGCAAAUUGUGACAGUGAAUCAGCCACUAGUACCAGUCUUCAUAGCAUUAGUUUUUGUAGUAGUAGCACAAUUUCUAUGUCUGAGAAUAGUUUUAGUAGCAACUUAAGCAAUGCCACUGUUGAAGCAAGUAAGAAUGAAAGUGAAAAGAUUUGUUUUCUGAGUAGUGUUGAUGGAAAUGAGGGUAGUUUUAGAGGUUCUUCCCUUUCAAAGCCUCACAAAGGCAAUGACAUGAAGUGGGAUGCUGUGCAAUGUGUAAAGGUUAAGGAUGGUGACUUGGGGUUGGGGCAUUUUAGGCUGUUGAAGAAGCUUGGUUGUGGGGAUAUAGGGAGUGUUUAUUUGGCUGAGUUGAGAGAGAUGCGGUGUCUGUUUGCAAUGAAAGUGAUGGAUAAAGGUAUGUUAGCAGGGAGGAAGAAGUUGAUGAGAGCCCAAACUGAGAGGGAAAUUCUAGGCUUGUUGGAUCAUCCAUUUUUGCCAACACUUUAUUCACAUUUUGAGACUGACAAGUUUUCUUGUUUAUUGAUGGAGUUUUGUAAUGGUGGAGACCUUCAUAUGCUCCGUCAACGCCAGCCUGGCAAGCGUUUUUCGGAACAAGCUACAAGGUUUUAUGCUUCUGAAGUGCUUCUUGCGCUUGAAUAUCUGCACAUGAUGGGUGUGGUUUAUAGGGACUUAAAGCCAGAAAAUGUAUUGGUAAGAGAGGAUGGUCAUAUCAUGCUCUCUGAUUUUGAUUUGUCAUUGAGGUGUUUUGUUAGUCCCACUCUUGUACAGUCCAGUGAUGAACCCUCUUGCAGAAUAUCCGCUUACUGUAUUCAGCCAUCAUGCAUUGAUCCAGCCUGCAAAUUACCUGUUUGUGUGGAGCCUUCUUGCUUGCAACCAUCAUGCUUUAAGCCUCGUUUUCUCAACUCCAAGACAGCAAAGGCAAAAAGUGUAAAACCAAAUUUGAUAAAUUCGGAUUCACUUCCUGUACUGAUUGCUGAACCAACUGGUGCGCGAUCGAUGUCAUUUGUUGGGACCCAUGAAUAUCUAGCUCCUGAGAUAAUAAGAGGAGAUGGACAUGGUAGUGCUGUUGAUUGGUGGACGUUUGGUAUUUUCUUGUAUGAAUUACUGCUUGGUAGGACACCAUUUAAGGGUAGUGGAAACCGGGAGACAUUAUUCAAUGUUGUAGGUCAGCCCCUCAAAUUUCCAGAUGGAUCUUCCAUCAGUUUUGCUGCUAAGGAUUUGAUCCGGGGUCUACUUGUUAAGGAUCCACAAAAGAGAUUAGGAUUCAAAAGAGGUGCCACAGAGAUUAAACAGCAUCCCUUCUUUGAAAGUGUUAAUUGGGCAUUGAUUCGCAGCACUCAUCCUCCAGAAAUCCCAAAACCUGUUGAUCUCUCAUUCUUAAAUCGAACAUCAAGGUCAUCCUUGCCUCAAAAUGACAAGGGAACCACAGACUCAGAUAGUUCUUCAGGUCCUUAUCUAGAUUUCGAAUUUUUCUAAUGAGUUUUGCAGCAAUGAUGUAAUGGUUAUUCUUGAGGUGUUAUAUUGAGAUUGUUGCUGUUUAUUUAUUUGCUGAAUGAAAUCUUUUCUCCUUUACAAGAUUA
Messenger RNA from Mangifera indica (mango), 1870 nucleotides. RefSeq names its product serine/threonine-protein kinase D6PKL2-like. The record is from RefSeq and is a predicted model, not a curated record. The coding region runs from base 270 to 1766 and encodes 498 amino acids. NCBI's taxonomy places the organism in Eukaryota, Viridiplantae, Streptophyta, Magnoliopsida, Sapindales, Anacardiaceae. Gene Ontology annotation, cellular component: plasma membrane; nucleus; cytoplasm. The transcript is spliced from 2 exons. Gene Ontology annotation, molecular function: ATP binding; protein serine/threonine kinase activity. Gene Ontology annotation, biological process: protein phosphorylation.